AUUUGAUUUAAUACGGCCUACCAAAAGACCCUAAGUUAUUAUAAAAUCCCAAACAAACUUGAUCUAUCUUCUAACAAAUAAAGCAAAAAAUGGAAGAAAUAGAGCACAAGUACAUUGAAGUGAAUGGGCUAAAGCUCCAUAUAGCUGAAAUUGGAAGUGGGUUUUCUCCAGUUGUGGUGUUCUUACAUGGAUUCCCUGAAAUUUGGUAUUCUUGGAGGCACCAGAUGGUAGCUGUAGCCAAAGCGGGUUACAGAGCUAUUGCACCCGAUUACAGAGGAUAUGGGUUAUCGGAUCAACCAACCCAACCCGAGAAAACCACAUUCCUCGAUCUUGUCAGUGACCUCCUUGCACUUCUUGAUGCUCUUAAUAUCUCUAAGGUUUUUCUCGUUGGUAAAGACUUUGGAUCUUUUGUCAUUUCGUAUUUUUCCAUUCUCCACAAGGAGAGAGUCUCUGGAUUUAUUGUUAUGGGGGUGCCAUUUUUGCCUCCAAAACCUCUUGAGUUUAAAAAAGGCCUCCCUGAAGGAUUCUAUAUUUCGAGAUUUGGGAUACCUGGGAGAGCUGAAGCUGAUUUUGGUCGUCUUGACGCCAAAACAGUAGUGAAGAAUGUAUACAUUCUUUUCUCCAGAAGUGAAUUACCAAUAGCCAAUGAAGAUCAGGAAAUCAUGGACAUUGUGCAACCUUCAACUCCUCUGCCCCCUUGGUUCUCCGAGGAAGACCUGGCUGCGUAUGGAGCUUUGUACGAAAGAUCUGGAUUCCGAACUGCAUUGCAGGUUCCCUAUAGGUCACUGCAUGAACAAGUCAACAUAACAGAUCCAACCGUUCACGUUCAAGCACUGUAUAUUAGGGGAGAGAAAGAUUAUUUCCUCAAAUUUCCAGGCAUCGAAGAUUACAUUAGUAGUGGAGUCCUCAAAAGUUUAGUCCCUAAUCUGCAGAUAGUUAACUUGCCAGAAGGAAACCAUUUUGUUCAAGAACAACUACCUGACGAGGUUAAUCAACUCGUGCUCGAAUUCCUUACCAAAAAUAGUAAGGUUCAGUAAGUCCUCAUUGUUGUUGUUGCUCCGUCUACUAAGACAGAAGCUCCAAUAAGGCAUUGUUAUUGUUGUUGUUGCUCUAUCUACUAAGAAUAGAAGUUCCAUUAAGUUGUUGUUGUUGUUUUUCCGAUAUUCGUUCAGUAAGUCCUAGUUGUGUUCUACAUGUAAUAUUUUGCUGCAGUGACCCUGCAAUUCCUAUAAAAAGCAGGCACUGAAAGAUGAAAUUACCAUGUUAUGAAAGCUUUGUUCCAUCUCUCUUU
Solanum pennellii is the source of this 1291-nucleotide messenger RNA. Its product is annotated as epoxide hydrolase A-like. Bases 90 to 1037 code for a protein of 315 amino acids. Lineage: Eukaryota; Viridiplantae; Streptophyta; Magnoliopsida; Solanales; Solanaceae. Gene Ontology annotation, molecular function: hydrolase activity. The record is from RefSeq and is a predicted model, not a curated record. The transcript is spliced from 4 exons.